Dentiscutata erythropus is the source of this 495-nucleotide messenger RNA. NCBI's taxonomy places the organism in Eukaryota, Fungi, Glomeromycota, Glomeromycetes, Diversisporales, Gigasporaceae. The record is from the annotation of a GenBank genome assembly.
AUGUUUGGAAACGAGUACAAACUUGAAGUUUAUUCAGAAAAUGAAUUAAAAGAAAAUUUCGAAUUGAAUCAUGAUCAAAUUGGUUACUUGACAAAUAUGUAUGCUUCGGAAAUCUUUCCGAGGUUAUAUGUGGGCAGUACACUGGCAGCUUCUGAUAGAGCAUGGUUGAUGGAUCAUAAUAUUACUCAUAUUCUUUCGGUCACAGAUCACCCUCCUCAACAGUUUCUAGAGUCUUAUAAGUAUAAAACAAUCCCAAUACGAGACUGUGCUAAUACAAAUAUAAUGGAAUACUUUGAUGCUUCUUAUGAAUUUAUUUAUCAUGCAUUAAAAGAGAAUGGGAAUGUUCUUGUUCAUUGUCAACGUGGAAUAUCACGAAGCGCUACAAUCGUCAUUGCUUAUAUUAUGAGAAACAGUCAAAUGGCUUCCACUGCUGCUUAUCACUUUGUAAAGUCAAAACGUCCUAUUAUUUGGGACAUGAACAUUGCAGGGACAUGA